CUAUCUUUGAGAUGGAGUUGGAAUGCGAUUUGGGUGCCAUACAAAAUGAGGAAUUGCUGAGGAAAAUGUGGCAGCAGUCCGAGGACAGCGAACGCAAAAAGCAGAUCCGAUCGCAUCUCUACAAGCUGCGAGAGUCGCGUCUCUGCAAUCUGUACAGGCACGAAGCGGACCCAAUGGCGGAGCCACAGGGAAAUGAUAAUGGUAAUGGCACGUCCUCGUUGACUGGAUUCGGGGCCAAGGAUCCCCUGGCCACGAGCCACGGGGACGCGCUGCUGGACCAGAACUUCCAGAGCCUCAAGUCCAAGGAGGUGCGCGACUCGAUGAGUCCCACCCACGAGCUCAAGUUCCAUUCGAUGACCCUCACGCAGCCGAGCAGCACGGGAUGGGAUGUGCAGACCUCCUCGGAGGUCAGCCCCGAUGGCAGGGCCUUCCGCACGGAGACUCUGGCCAAGACAGAUGGCAUUGAGAAGCUCAAUGGUGGCGGCCUGGCCGAGUUCAAGGGAAGGAACGAACAGCGGUCGAGUGCCUCGCACCAGGGGGAUGACCAGAACUACGUGAAGAAGGCCUCGGAGAGCACCAACACCCAGCUGCAGGAGAAGGUGGUGUUCGGCGACGAGAACAGCGGACGCACCGAGAUGAAGGUGAGCUCCACCUCCACCUCGUCCUCGUCCACCAAGAAGGUGGUGUCCUCCUCCUCGAAGUUGGAGUACGGUGAUGAGCCCGCCCAGCCAGCGCGCUACCUCAUGGAUGACCAGGAAAAGGUGUACCAGCAGCAGCAACAGCAACAGCAGCAGCAGCAACAGCAGCAGCAGCGGGAGUGGGAAGAGCAAUGUCGCAUCCAGGAGAAGCGCGUCCAAGAGCAGCGCAACCUGGAGCAACGCAUCCUCCAGGAGCAACUGCAGCAGCAGCAGCAGCGCCAGCAGGAGGAGCGCUUCUCGGAGAGUCGCGAGCAGAGCAACAGCACCCGGAACGUGCAGACCCAGCAGCACUACGAGGAGAACAAGCGGUACGUGGACAUGGACAAGGCCUCGCCCGAGUACCAGCGCCAAGUCCAGCACUUGAUGUCGCAGCCCGGCGAGAUCAUCUCCAACACGGUGGAGUAUCCCAAGCCCAAUGUGAAGAUGAUCACCACGGUGAAGCGCCUGCCCGAUGGCACCAUUGUCAAGAACAAGCGCUACGAGACCGAGCAGGUGAAUCCACAGACCCAGACCCAGAGCCAGACUCAGACUCAGACCCAGAGCCAGCGACGUACCCAGGAUGUGCAUGACAGCCAUAUCCGUAAUCAGAAUCAAAACCAGACACAGAACCAGAGCCAGAGCCAGCCUCGGGAUGUGGUGGACAAUGCUGAGCCACUGGGACGUCGUCCUGGGCCACAACAGCAACCGGGGGAACUGGAGCAGGUGACCCAGUCGCAGAGCUUCUCCUCGGUGAAGAAAUCGAGUCGCCGCUUCUCCACGGAGACCACCUCGGAGACGGUCGAGGAGUUUGACGAUCGCGGAAAACCCAUCACCGCCUCUCCCGCAGUCCGUCCCUCUGCGCAGUCUCCGCGCCAGCAGGCUUCGCCAGGCCGUGACUUCUCCACUCACGGCUUCCCAUCGGUGCGGCCCAACAAGCCCACGCAGGAGUUCUCCAGCCAGAGGCCCACCAACGAGACGGAGGAGGAGGUGGUGGUGGUCAAGUCGGAGAAGAGUCGCAAUGUCAAGCAGAGCUCCAGCUCCCAGCGCACCAUCGAAACGGAGAUUGUGGGCGAGGAUCAGCAUCAGCCCCAUUAUCGUCCCCAGAAUCAGCACCAGCCCCAGUCCCAAUCCCAGACCCAGCCCCAGAUUGCAGCCCCUACUCCCAGCUGGGAGCAGCCGGCGAGUCCCAGGCGCCAACCUGUGGACGACUACAGCACCCAUGGCUUCCCCUCGGUGCGCUCACGACCGGAUCAGCCGGAUGGCGAGGUGAUUGUCACGUCCAAGUCGGUGAGCCGCAACCAGAGUGCCAGCCACAAGUCGCAGACGGAGACGGAGCGCAUUAUCGAGACGCAGGUGGAUCAGGACUAUCCAAGGGCCCCCCACAGCCAAACGCACACCCACUCCAUUACCACCCACUCGCACUCGCCCCAAUCUGGUGGCCAGCCGGCCAGUCCACGCCGUGCCCCGACGAGCGGCCAGGGCUUCCCCGCGUCCCGAUCUCCCACACGUCCCUCGCCUCGCCCCGCCGCGGGCGCACGUCCUGGCACUAGGCCCGGAACUGGAAGCACUCCGAACAGCUCGGACACCUCGACCACAACGACGACCGUGACGCGUCGCCAGGUGCAGAAGGAGCGCGAGGUGGACGCCGCCCAUCGGGCCUUUGCGGCCUCGCUGCGCAGCAGUUCGCCGGCGGACAGCACCACUUCGGUGGGCUCGCACCACCAUCAGACGCCACGGUCGAGCAUCUCCUCGAGCCGCACCUACCGCCGGGAGGGACGCGAGGGCUCGCACGACAGCCAGGCGCCCUCGGAGUCGAGUCGCAUCAGCACCACAACGGUGACCAGGCAGGCAGCGGGUGGAUCAGCACCAACCACCCCCAGGAGUCAGGUGACGACCAAGACGAUCAGCACCGAACCCAAGUCGCCGACUCCAAAGGCGGCAACGACCACUGUAACGACCACGACAACCAGCACCACCAGGACAGUUGGUGGUGGCAGUGGUCCCUCCUCUCCGACAACAGCAGCAGCUCCAGCCAGUCCCACUCCAGUUCCAGAUAACAAGCUAUCACAGUAUACGUAUACUACCACUAAGCCUGGCGACAUAUUCUCUCUGCCAUCAACUCCAACUCCAACUCCAACUACUCCUCCUACUAUUAACAACAACGAACCAACAACAACAACAACAACAACUACACCACUAACCACCAACAACAAAGACAACAGCACAGCCACAGCCACAGCUCCAGGCACAGGCACAGGCAGCACUACAGCAACCACCUCUACAGCCACCACCACUCAAGCAGGAGCCACCUUAAGCCACGACAGCCAAGAGCAAGAGCAAGAGCCCAUCCGAAAGGUAAAGGUGAGCGCCAACGAAGCGCAUGAGACCGUAGCUGGGGUGGUGGCGGUGGCAGAGCCGCCCUGUGUGAAGCGUCAAUACUAUCAGCUGGGACCCGAGACCCUCAACGAGGGGGAAUCAGUGGCCCGUCCCUCAGAGAGCGUUGGUAAGGCAUCCACCAAGCAGAAGGCACCCAAGAUGCGCAGCCAGCCGACUCACAACUACAACGACGAGGAUCUGAGCGAACCCGAUCAGGAACACGAACCCAAAUCCAAAUCCAAGGGGCUUCCCCCUGUCAGUUCCAGGGGCAGUUCCAAGUCUCCGAGCGUCGAACGUCGCCCCGUCUUCAGGGAAACCACGUUCGAGGGCAGGCGCGUCUCCCAGCCCGAGGAGGAUGUCCUGCUCAUUGAGGAGCAGAUCCUCAUCGAUGAGACUUCGUUUCAGUCACGGCCCAGGCCCAAGUCCAAGCAGGGCAGCCCCGAGCCGGGAGUUACCCGAUCCAGGGCUCAGAGCCCCGAAAAACAGCCACAAUCUCUGCCAGGAGCUCGUCGUCCAAGCGCCGAGAAGCAGCUGCCGGCCAAGGAGAGCCCCCAGAAACAUACGGCAGCGCCACGACAGGCCAGUCCCGAGAGGCAGCUGCCCGGCAGAUCUCCCCUCAAGACGGCCCCGCUCGUGGGGCGUCCCAAAAGCCCUGAGAAAUCGGAGCCGGAAAGGGCUCAGAGUCCAGAGAAAGCGCCUGCGCCUGGUUUGCCCAAAAGAUCAUACCAGCUGCCCGAAGAGAGCAGCCCCCAGAAAGCAGCAGCCGAUAGGACGAACCUGCCCAAGGCCCAGACUCCCUUAGAGCCGGCUCAGAGUCCAGAGAAAGAACCCGGCUUCUCCAGAGGAUCACCAGGACAGAGCCCCGAAAAGGAGAGCCCCAGGUCUGGACCAAUUGAACCGUCAGUCCAGCAGCAAAGAGAGGAGGAACUCUUCCGCAGCACCACCAAAACCGCACAUCAGACACGAACAACGAAGAAGAAUCUGAACGAUGAAUUUCUAUCGAACGAACGCCAGGGCCAGCCCCAAAACGAAAAGGAACCCCAACCGCAACAGGAACCCCAAACCAAACCCCAACCGCAAACCCAAACCCAAACCCAAACCGAUGAAGCCAUUGAAAGUCCCGAUGGUGGGUUAUUCUCCAAAGGAGCGGACUCCGAGACAGAGCCAGUGCAGGAGGGGGCACCCACUUAUCGCAAAAAGGGUUUGAGUCGCCGCGAGACUUUUGAGGAUCGUUGUCGCAAGAUCCUGGGCAUGGAGGAGGAUGGCGAUACCCAGGGAAGCUACAUAACGCGACCCAAUGAUGAUGAUGAUGAUGAUGAUGAUGAUGCAGAUGAUGAUGAAGAUCAGAAUCAGAAUCAGGAUGCAGAGGAGGGGGAUGAGCAGGAGGUUCGGCAAAGCACCGCAAAACAGAGGAAAGAGACCAUUGAGGUAAGGAUCGAAGACUGCCUUGAUGACGAUGACGAUGAAGAUGAUGAUCAGCCGUCGCGUCGUGUAACCGAGACCUUUGUGGUGCGCACCCAGCCAAAAAUCAAGGUCGAGCAACCGCAGCCAGACUUCAGUGAGCUCUUUGUGGAUGUGCCGCAGGAGGAGGAGGAUCUGCCCAGGAAUCCCAAAGAGGAUGCCGAGACCAUCAAUGUGAAUGAGAAGACGACGAUUUUCAUCACCAGGCAGCCCUCGAAAUCUCCAUCGCCUUUGCCCCAGACGCCACGGAAAUCUUCCACCAAGUCGCCGUCACCUUUGCCAGCUUCCAAGCCCAUUUUCGAGCCCGAGCCGGAGCUAGAGCCGACGAGCUUCAUCACCGAGAAGGUCAUCGAUUGUCAGGGCAAGACCAAGAAGAAAUCACAACCGGAAGGCCCCACAACCAAGAAAUCUGCCCCCAAGAAAGAGGAAGCCCAGGAGGAACUGCCCAAGAAACGUCCAAGUGUGACGACGAGCAGGAAAACCGAAGCCCAAACCGAAACCGAAACCGAACGUCGCAAUUCACGCACAAGCCCUGCCAAACAGGCAACUCCGAUCCCAAAGGCCCAAAUCGCCCCAAAGAGUCCCAGAAAGGAGUCUCUGACGGGUCGAAAGCCAGAACCCACCGUCCCUGCCCCUGCCCCUGCCCCUGCCCCCAAGCGGGAUAGUGUGGUGGAGGAGACACGCACCACCACCACCACCACGAACACUACCACCAAAACGAAAACGGGACGAAAGCCUAGCGAUGGCAGGACCUCUCCUUCCAUCAAGGAUCGCUUGCGCUCUUCGCCGCGUAAGCAGAAGCCUCAAGCCCAAGCCCAAGCCCAACCCCAGAACCAGACACCAAGCAAAGCAGAUAAUGUGGAUGGGGAUACAACCACCUCCCCAGAUGUGAGUCCAUCGCGGGGUGGACCCACCACAGAGCGUCGUCGGUCGAGCAACAUUUCGGUGCACACGGAGAUCAUCAUCGAUCACACGGCCCCCAAGUCGCCGCGGAGCCAGCGUAGACCCCAGUUGAUAGCCGCCUUGAGUCCUGCCGCCGCACGGAAGUUGCCAGUGACCGAGCGCAAGGAAUCGGCACCCGUGCCGAGGGUGACGCGACGGGACAAGGCCGACAAGGUGAUGCGCUCCACCAGCGAGAACAUCAUUAAGGUGGUCAACGGGCAGAAGAACCCACCCACGCAGCAGCCCAAGCAGCAGCCCAAGCAGCAGCAUCAGCAUCAGCCCGAGAUGAGCAGCCUACGGCCCGUGGAACGGGGUGGCCGACCCAGCAAGUGCUUCACCACCAAGACCAUCAAUCUGAGCGAACAGCUGGUGACCAACAGCGAGGAUAUGAUCAUCGACAUCCAGCAGGCAAAGAGCUCCCGAGAGCCCUCGCCGGAUCGCAUCGUACCCACGCCGGUGAAUGCCGCCGCGCUGGACACGGGCAAGCCGCGCUAUCCCGAUGUGGUCCAGGAGCCGGACGAUGAGCCGCGCAAGAAGCCGCAGGUGACCAACAUCCCCAUCUUCGAGGAAGCGGCCAAUGCCUAUGUGGGCUGUCAGAUAUCGGAACUACGCAGCUCCAAUGGCCUGGACGACGACAUACUCGACAAUCCCAUGGUGGAGGCGCCCCAGAGCCUGGACUAUCCCACAACGAGUACCAGCACCGACCAGUCCCAUCCCGUGCAGCCCCUGCAGCCGCAGGACUCCGACGAGUGCCUGCUCAGCGUUCACGAGAAGGUCUCCCGGUUCACCCACUCCGCCGAACAGGUGAAGCAGCCACGCAGCUCCGUCCCCUUCAGCCGGGAGUUCGAUGCGAAUGCCAAGAUACCCGAGAACGACGAGUGCCUGCUGAGCAUCAACCAGAAGGUGGACAAGUUCCUGCGCACAGCCGAGAACAUCACCAGGCAGCCGCUCACGCCCACCCCCAGCAGAGAUUUGGAGCGCCCCAGCUUCGAGGAGAUCGACGAGGAGCUGCGUCAGGAUGACUGCACCCUGAGCGUCUCCCAGAAGGUGCACAAGUUCAUUGACACCGCCGAGAAGCUGGCCCCGACGGCGCCACAGAAGUCGCCACGCCUGGUGGCCAGCAUCGAGCGGCACAUCUCGCGGCAGGAGACGGACUUAGAGCAGGAGUCGGAACCGGAGCUGCCAUCGGAUCGAGAGGAUGAAGCAGCCCAAGAGCCCAAGCAGCCCCAGGAGGAGUCGGAAGAGGAGGAAGAGGAGCCACUGCCCAUGACCAAGAGCCACACCACGGCCAUUGAACUGAAGCGGCAAAAGGACAUCCUCAGCCGGCCAUCGGUGUUUGGACAGCCACGGGCCACAGAGGCACCGGCACCCCGCAAGCCAUCCACAACGACGACGACGACGACCAAACUGAAUGGCACCAAACCGAGAAGUACUCCCAGCAGCACCAGCACCAGCCUGAUCACCGAAGAGCGUCGAUCCUACAGGAAUCAGACCACAACGGGCAGCACCACGAACACCAAGCCCAAGUCACCCCAGCAGCCGAACAGCACCACCAAGGGAACCACGCCAGCGUCUGCCGCCCCAUCGAAGCUCACACCAACUGGUGGCUUCCCAACGAAACCCAGCACAGCUGGAGGUUCCCCAACGAAACCCACACCAGCUGGAAGCGGCGGCACCAAGCGAAACAUUGAACGAAACAUGGAGCAUGUCAGCCAGCAGCAGUGGGUGAUCAGCGAUGUUGAUAUGGAUGUGGAGGUGGAGGUGGUGGGACCACCACCACCAACUCACCAGAAACCCAACAGCCGCAAGCCUCAAUCGCGUUCGCCUUCUGCCUCGCCCUCGCCCUCGCCUUCAACUUCUCCGUCUCGGUCACCCAGUAGACGCACCAGCGCCAGCGUAGUUAAGACUGCCACCACAGAGCACCACCAACAGCACCAGCACAGCCACAGCCACAGUCACAGUCAAAGGCAGCACAGCAGCACCACCAAGCAAAAAAGUCCAUUAACUGUUCCAAGUCCAAGUCCAAGCCCAAGCCCGACUAACCACCCAAGCAAAAUCAUAGAAACAGUUGAUCCCGAACCCCCUGUACACGUUGACUCCCUUCCAGUAAUCCCAAAUGGCAGCGGCGGGGUAGGACGCACUCUGGCCACACGCAGGAAUGUGUUCGAGAAGACACCACAGCAGCACAGGCAGCACAGGCAGGCAGCCCCAACUGAGCCACAGCCUGGCGGGCGUCGUCCCUCGUACAUGGAUCACACCAAGAGCUCGCUGGAGCACAUACGCCGUGACUCUCUGGAGAUCAAUAAGAACAACUAUUCGCGCAAGUCCUCAGUGGAAGACGAUUCCGGAAUGGAGCCACGCAAUCCGAAUACCGCGGUGAAGUUUGAUGUGCCCAAGAAGGAGGAGAAAAUCAAACUGAGGGUUGAUCAGGAGAUUGAAGGGAUCUUCGAUCUGCAGAUACUCGAACAGCUGCUGGAGACUGUGAGCAGCUACGAGAUGCGUCGCCGUAUACGCGCGCAGAUGCGGCUCAUAAGAAAGAAUAUGAUCAAUGCGGGGACUGCCAGCAGCAGCAGCACCACCACCACUACCACUACGACGGUGGUGAAGACCUCUCCCAGUGCUGCGCCAGCGCAGCCAACGAAGAAGCAGCCCCAGCAGCAGAAUGCAACUCCUCCUCGCGAUCGUAGUCGCAGUCCGGAGUCCAAGACCAUUAGCAGCAGCCUCAAGGAAGGGCGUACCACCACCAGCAGCACCACCACCACCAGGAGACAGCGAGGAGAGCAGGUGGACAGCACCACUGGCCCAGGUGGAGCAACACCUCAGGGCAAGCCGCCGGUGAAGCCACGAGAGAGGAGUGCCAGUCCGGCCCUACGCCGCCGCAGCAGUCCGCCCGGCAAGCCAUCGCCUGUGAGCAGCAGCACAAGCACCACUCGGAAUCCGAAUCCGAACAGUGCCACUGGGGCACGUGCUGGUCCACCCAGCAAGCCAUCACACCAAGGACCCAUCUGGGCAGAUCGCACUAAGGUUCUGAAGAGUCACGGCCCCGUCUCGAAUGGUGGAUCCAGUCCGCGGAAGGGAUCUGCCACGAGUACCACUAGCAGUACCAGCACCACUGGGAAGACGACACGAACCCUGCAGAGCACCAGCACCAGCACUAGCUCCAGUUCCACCGCCAAAUCUAGCACCAAGGCAGGCAAGCAGCGCGAGGAGGACUCCAUCACAUCCAGCUACGGAGUGGGACCCACGGACGAGAAUGGACUGCCUCUCUUUGGGAUAAGAGCCCUCAAGAAGAAAAGCCAGCCGGCACCGUGUGAGACCAAGCAAGAAGUCACAGGCUAUGUGAUCGAGGAGCAGUUCUACUCGGACAACAAGUCCCCGCCCCGUCACGAGCGCAAGGAGCUGAUCUACUCGAGCAAUGCAGAUGAGCUGGCCUCCAUUCAGAAGCAGCUGCUGCUGGACGACGACUACCAGCCAGAGUUGAAUACCAAGCUGGUCAGAGAGUUCAAAAAAAUCGAGUCCGAGUCCGAUGGUCAGCCGCAGGCAGAGAUAGAUGCCAGAUAUGUCCGCCGGGGUUCGGUGAAGGAGCUCAGCGAGAAGUUCAUACGGAAGGAGUCCUCCUCGUCGACCCACUCCAGCACCUCGCAGUCGCUGAUCAGCAGCCGCACCGAGCAUGCCGAUGCGGAGGAGGAAGAGGAAGAGGAGACCGAGGACAGCGAAUCCAAUGAGGUGUGCAGCGUCAUCGAGGCACCACAGAUGCGCCAGGGCUCAAGCAGCACAACCACCACCCGAUCCAGCAACACGCGCUCCUUCCUCAACAGCAGCGCGGAUCAGCGGCAGGUGACCAGCGUGGAUGAUGUCCUGGAGCGCAUGCGAAAUGCCGAUAAUGUGGCGGAGCCUGGCGACACAAACGAAGAUCGUGAGGCACGUGCUCUGCUCAACAAAUUCCUUGGGGCAAGUGUGAUAAUGCAGGGCGUGGAGAGCAUGCUACCAGCAACGGCCACGGGUCAGCGUCUGAAUAGCCAAGGGGUAAAAACCACACGCAUAACCAAUACCUACAGCAAAUCGGGGACUGGCACGAGCACUGGCACUGUCAAUAGCAGCAGCUCCUCAGCACCAGUUACUCGCACAACUUGUGACAUCGAGGAGAUACAGGACGAGCAGAUCCUAAAGCAAUUGCUGGAACAGGCCUCCACCUACGAGGAGCGUCGCAAGAUCCGUGCACGUAUACGCGAACUUAUGGCGGAACGCGAAGAUCAAAAGAACUCAGCCGCAGCCUCUAAGCAGAAGGAGGAGGCGGAGGAGGAGAGCAGUGCCAGCGAGUAUGAGGAGAUCAUCGAGGAGGUGACGGACUAUAGCGACGACGACGACAACAACAACGAAGGGGAGACCACCACAAAGGAGUCGCUCAAGGAGGAGAAGAAGGUAGAGAAGAAGGUAGCCCCCGUAGUCUCCGUAGUCUCCGCAGCCUCCAAGGAGACCAAAGUCAACGAGAGUGUCACCAAAAAGUUGGCUAAAGUAGAGCUCUCCGAGCAAGCCACAACAUCCACGACCACAUCCUCGACAUCUACAACAGACGGUGUCCAGAAGGUGCAGCAGGGUGAGUCCCUGCCAGCAGCCAAAUCAGCAGCAAAAGCAGGAGCAGGGUCAGCCAGCAGCAGCAGCAGCAGUAGCAGUAGCAGUAGCAGUAGGAAACAGAGUAGUAGUCAGGUUAGCACAGUGGUUAGGGCCAGGGACAAAGCCAAGCCAGAGACAAUGCCAGCGGCAGCAGCAGCAGCAGCUGGAGUGGGAGCGUUAGCCGGAUCAGAGACGGGUUCGGGUGUGAGCAGAUUGAAUGUACCCUCCAAGGAGGACUCGGGCACGGAAAGUGGCGAGGAUCUGCGACUGCUGGCCGCCGGACUGAGGGACACCCUUCAGCAGCGGAGCGGCAGCGAUGCUAGCGAGGCACAUCGCAGCCUCCUCGAGGAGGUAACGGACGCCCUCAGUCGGCUGGAGAGCUCCCUGAAGCAGGGCAAAGAGCUGGCUGUCGAUGGGGGCCAGCGUCAGGCUCUCCUCGGACUUGUUGCCCGUCUCCAGAGUGGACUCAAUGCCCCAGAGAAACUGGCCGCAGACAACAACAGCAGCGGCAUCUCCGAAGAGGCUUCUCCCACCCAGGAGGAAAUGGAACUGGAACUGGGACUGGGCAUGGAGGAUCCCCGUUCCGACUGCCGGCAGUCGCGGUUCGCCAAGCGACGACAACGCAACAGCCGCCACACGGUGGGUGUCAGUCGAGAGGAGCUGGCAGACGCCAGGCGCUACAUGGAGGACAUGCUGUUGCUGGAGAACAACAAGAGUUUCGCUCUGGAGAAGAACGCCAGCUCGGGAGCCAUCACACCGGCUGUUCAGCUUUACAGACCCAAUCAGUUUGUGCCGCAGCAGCCACUGCCACCUCAGCAGCAGCCACCGCAGCAGCAGCCAGUGAAGCAGCAGAUUCCAGCCCCCCAAUCUCAGGGAUCCCAGCUGAGAGUGACCAACAACAACACCAACAAUAGACGCCCUCUGUCCGGGGACUAUGCGGUGAGCUUUGCCAGCUAUGAGGCUGCCCAAAAAGAGGGACAGCAGGAGGUAUCCAACUCCAACACUGGAUCUUCCUCCACCCGCUUUAAUGGUGGGAAAAAGCAUAUGAUGAAACGAGCCAACACCAUCGACAUACCCAAGGCAAAGGCCAAGUACAUGGUCGACUGUGACACUGACUCAGACCUGGAGGACGAGCACGACCAAGGCCCCCAUUUGGGCCUCAAGCGGGCCGUCCAGGUGAGCGUGAAGCGGCGCAUACAGAAUGCCGUACCACCGUUCGAGCCCAAGACGGAGAACGAUCACAAGUUCCUGGCCUUCAUCAACAAACAGAGCCAUCAGACGGGCCUGGGCUGGAGUGGUGGCGGCGGAGGACGCAGCGUUUCCAACUGGACGCACAAAUUCGGGAACAUCAAGCACACCUUUGAGACGGGGGCUGCGGCCACCGUGACUAAGGGUAAGCCACCGCCAGUGCCUGGCCAUGUGCCAGGGUGGGCCAAGCAGGAACAUCAACAUCAUCAGCAGCUGCAGCGGGAGCAAAUGCAGCGAGAGCAGAUACAGCGAGAGCAGUACCAGAGAGAGCAGCGCCAGCGAGAGCACCGGCAGCGAGAACAAAUGCAGCGAGAGCAGCGUGAUAGAAUCCAUCGGGAACAGCAACAACGAGAGAAGCUUCAGCGAGAGCAAAUGCAACGUGAUCAACUGCAGCGAGAGCAAAUCCAACGUGAACAAAUCCAACGGGAUCAGAAGCAGCGAGAACACAUCCAGCGCGAGCAAAUCCAACGAGAUCAACUGCAAAGAGAACAGCUACAGCGAGAACAUCUCCAGCGAGAACAGCAACAGCAGCAAGCGGCGGCAACAGCCGCUGCCCAAGCUCAUUCCCAAGCCCUGGCCGAGCGCCAGCGUCGGCAGGAAAUCGAACGCCAAUUGCUGCUCGAACAGGAGGCCAGGUACGAGCGCGAGCAACGCGUCCGCCUGGAGCAGGAGUACUACGAGCAGCAGCUCGAGCGCCAGCAGGCAGACCGUCAUCAGCAGUUGGAACGCCAGCGACUGCAGCAAGAGCAGCUGGAGCGGCAGCGUCGCCAAGAGAUGGAGGUACGCCUGCAGCACCAAAGGGAACAGCAGCAACAGAAACAGCAGCAGCAGCAACAGCAACAGCCCUUGAACCACUUUAUACACGCUCCCCAGUCCGUGUUCCGGCCCAUCGAUCAGGAUCUGCCAGCGGCUCCGAGCAUCUACAAACCCAUAGCCAAGAAGUCAGAGCCGCAGACGGGCUCUGUCUGGCAGCCCUCGGGACAGGGCAAGCCUCCAGUCCAACAGCAGCACCUGCAGGCACGGCCAGCGUACAGCAACACGCCGUCGCCUGCCUCCACGGCCACCUCGCCCAUCGGCCUGCCGUGGGUGGCCAAGCCGAAGGUGGACAACAGCGAUUUCCGCCGCAAGGCCUAUCACUUUGAGGAGCGUUCGCUGAGGGACAACCUGGAGCAGCAGCAGCAGCCGACCUAUCCUAUGGCCAGCUCCAACGCUGGCCAUGGCUACCUGCAGCGCCACAAUUCACUGCGAUCCAAGGGUCCGCCAGCGUCUCUCAGCGAAUUCAAGAAGCGCCCCUCGCUUCCCAAUGCCAUGGAGCCCGGAAUCGUGCCUGCAGUGGGAGGAUCACAUGGAGGCUCUCGCCAGCAGCUGUAUCAGCCACCGCCACCUACCAACAUAUCCUUCACGUACGCAGACUUUUCGCCAGUGCGCAGUCGCAACCCACAGAACCGACAGAACUACCGCAGCCAACCGUGCCUGCCCAGUGCCGUGGAUCAGGCAGAGGCCCUGACCAACCCCCUGGCAGCACCUCUAGUGCUGACCAGCUCCAAUCCCACCUACCUGCCUGGGGCCGGUGUCGUGGCACCCUCAGUUGGAUCGAGUCGCAGAUUCGACUACGUCACGAGUCCCGUGGAUGUGGACAACAGUCCGGCCAACAGUCCCACCAGCUUCCUCACCGCACCCAAUGCCCUGACCACUGAUAACACAGAUGACGAUCUCGACCUGGACUCGGACACCAAUAUGCUGGAGUAUCGGGCCGAGACGAAGGUGAUGCGCAAGCCGCGCAGCCAGACAGCCGUGACGGUGGCCGGUCGCAGAACGGCCCACCUGAGCGAUGAUGAGGUGUUCGGUCGCAACUCGAGGGCGGCCAAGUCGCUGCUGUACACCAUGAAGCAGCUGGGGGGCACCAAUGGAGCCCCCGUCCCAGCGCCAGUUGCACUCCCAAGAAGCAGCCAGCAGCAGUCCAGGGGACAACAACAGUCCCAUACGGCACCCAGUUCCCCGAAGCCGGGGGUAUGCCUAUCGCCGGACGGACGACAGUACCAGGCGCCCAUGGUGGAGCCGCUCUUCCCGCAGCUGAGCAGCUUCGAGCCCCAGCGGAAGCCCCAGUAUGCCCCAGUAUCCGCCUCACUACCAGCCACUCCCACCAGUGUGCCACCUUCGGCUCUUCCGCCGGUGAUCAACUACCAAGCGAAUCCCACCUACACACCGCCCCAGACCCGCUCCGAUUUGGGGGGAGGCGCACCUGGAGGCUACCUGGGGGAGACGCACACAUCUUACGUUGUCACCUACCCGCUGGACGAGUCCGGGGAUGAGCACGAGCCGGAAUCAUCCAUGUCCCUGUCGCUGAGCCAACGGCUGCGUCGCACCUCGGAGCACUCGAAUGCCAGCUCCUCGCUGUCAUUGGGUAGCACCAGCUGGACACCAAAUCCAAUGCACAGCACGAUCCCAGUCUCAGUAGCAGCCUCAGCCGUACCCACCCCUGCACCACCGCCAGUGGAUCGCAGUACGAAACCGCAGCUGUUUCCAGUCCAUAAGCCGGUCCAGGCGCCGCCCAGCAGCAGCAGGCCGCGCUUGAGCAUCCGCAGCCACACCAUUCAGGGCGAGGAAAUAACCGGAUACGAGAGCCACCAGAACCAGAGCCAGAACCAGAACCAGAGCCGUGUGAUGUCCCAGCAGUCGCUUAGUUCCUCAAUCUCUACCCGGACACAACAGCAACAGAAGGAGCUGCAGCACCUCAACGAGCUGCGGCGAAAGAGUUUGGGCAAUGUGUUGGAGCAGCGGGAGACCGCCCAGCGGAUGGCCUACUACGAGCAGCAGGAAGAGUACAAGUCCUCGGCACCGGCGGAUACACCGGACAUAGUCAAGUCGUCGCUGCCGAAGGAGAACGCACCGCUGCUGAAAAAAUUCGGACCGCCUCAGAGGCACCAUUACGUGCCCAAUGCAUACCAGAGCCCGCAGCUGAACAAGCAGAGUGCCGCCGGCAGCACAACAACUACAACCUCCGUUAUCAGCUCCACGACAGUGGUGCAUCAGCAUCAGCAGCAGCAACAGAAGCCCAGCAUUGUGGAGACGCCGGCAACGCCGCAGCCAAUGCCGCAGGUGCCGCCCGAGGACGAGAUACCCCAUAACAUAGUGUUCAACAAUGUGAGUGCCUUCAGCUCCAUGAGCCGCCGCAGCCAGGACGAGGAUAUCCAGCAGCAGCAGGGCUCGGCCGGAUCCCGCAUCAAUCGCCUGAGCAAAUGCGACUCCUGGAACCAGAUCUGCCAGCAGCAGCAGGGUGGUCUGGGACUGGGUCAAGGCCAGGCCAAGUACAGCCAACCAGCCACUACGUCGCCCGGAGAGCUCCGUCGCUGCAAGUCCGGCCACUCCCUGGCCGUUCCGAAGCUGUACGAGGCGGGGAUCGACAAGGCACAGAUCAGCGAAAAGCAGCGCACGGUGGCUGCCUACUUCUCCGGCCAGAAGUCGCCCACGGGCGGGCAGGUAGAGGAGCUGCGCACCACAAUGACAUCCACCUCCACGAGCAGCUCGUCUGCCGCCAGUCGGAGAUCCGCCAUCAAUCGGACAAAGACCAGUGAGAAGCUGUCGGCGGCGGCCCGCAAGUCACUCAGCUCCCUGACCAGCACCUCCAAUGGUAACGUGUCCACCGCUGGACUGGGACUGGGCCUGGGUCGCGGCAAUGCUGGUGGUGUGGCUGCUUAUGGCGGCGGCAGUGGUGGGCUCAGUCGCAGUGCCACCAUGCCGCACAUAGCGAAUCUCAAUCUGCUGGACGAAAGCAAUGUGGAGGAUGCCUUCGAGCAGCUGAUGAUGGGGCAGCACAGGCAGCAGAGCUCCACCACCAGCGAACAGCGCAGCGAGACCAAGUCGAAGGAUGGCGUCACCACAACAACCACAAAAGUUACCACGCACACGGUGAGCGGCAGCGCUGCCUCGAAGAACAUUUCGCCCUUGGCCAAAUUCAAGCAACUCGAUAAGCAGGCGGCCGCCCAAAAAGCCCAAAAAUCAUCUCCAACAACAAGCACACCCACGACCCCUGGCGGCGGUUCGUCACAGCCGCUGUUCAAAUUUACCGAUCCGGCAUUAAAUGCGCGCGCUGCCACUGUCAAGGAUCAGCUUCUGCAGUGGUGUCAGCACAAAACGCAGGAAUACGAGAACGUUCAAAUAAGCAACUUUAGCUCGAGCUGGUCAGACGGCUUGGCCUUCUGUGCGCUGAUCCACCAUUUCUUGCCAGAUGCUUUUGACUACAGUAAACUAACCAAACAGACGCGCAGACAAAACUUUGAGGUGGCCUUCAGUGUUGCUGACGAGAAGGCGAACAUAGCGCCGCUGCUGGAUGUGGAGGAUAUGGUUGAGAUGAGUCGCCCCGAUUGGAAGUGCGUUUUUGUCUAUGUCCAGAGCAUAUAUCGUCGUUUCCGCAAUUGCCAGUAGGGAGAGCAGCAGCGCAGCACCGUCGAUGGAGCAGCAAGGAAUAAGCAGAGGCCGCAGCAGUCAACUCAACAACUCUCAAUAGAAACAGCAACAGCAAACCACUCAUUAAAUUUUAAGCAGUUUUCUCCCGUCCACACACCACACAGCCCAUAACAUAACUGAGCAUUUCACCCACUCCCAAGGACCCCCCACAACCAGUCACACCCAAUUUAACUAUAAAACGGAACCGCAAAUGGCAGCGCAGGCUCGUCUAAAGUGAACCAGCAUCUUGUACGUUUUUUUUUUGUGUUUGUUUAUUUUUUUACUAUUAUUAUUAUUAUUACUAUUACACAUUAUUUUUUGUUAUCGAACGCGCAGCAGAAACUAUGCAAUAAUUGUUGAUUUAUUUCUUUGUCAUAAUUGUAAUUGUUAAAUCGCAGAACGAGAAGAAGAAGCAAACAAAGAUCUUCUCAGCACGAGAUCUUCGGCUACUAACCUUGAUGAAUUACUACCGUAAUAAUAAACAUAUUCUAUGUAA
This is a messenger RNA of Drosophila obscura, 16260 nucleotides long. Its product is annotated as serine-rich adhesin for platelets. Gene Ontology annotation, molecular function: protein binding. Gene Ontology annotation, cellular component: microtubule organizing center; filamentous actin. The record is from RefSeq and is a predicted model, not a curated record. Gene Ontology annotation, biological process: actin cytoskeleton organization. NCBI's taxonomy places the organism in Eukaryota, Metazoa, Arthropoda, Insecta, Diptera, Drosophilidae.